UGCGCACGCGCACCGCACCCGCGCGCCGCCGUGGUCACGUGGCCCCGCCGGGGGCUCGGGAAGCCGGAAGUGUCCCGAGGCGCCAGGAGGCCGGUGCCCGCUGGGGUGCUGCGGAGCGCCGGGACCCCGCGCGUGUAACAAGAGGACCGCCUGCCCAAGCCGAGAUGCAGAGCACUUCUAAUCACCUCUGGCUCUUGUCGGAUAUUUUAGGCCAAGGAGCUACUGCAAAUGUCUUUCGAGGAAGACAUAAGAAAACUGGUGACUUGUUUGCUAUCAAAGUGUUUAAUAACAUAAGCUUCCUUCGUCCAGUGGAUGUUCAAAUGAGAGAAUUUGAAGUGUUAAAAAAACUCAAUCACAAAAAUAUUGUCAAAUUAUUUGCUAUUGAAGAGGAGACAACAACAAGGCAUAAAGUACUUGUUAUGGAAUUCUGUCCAUGUGGGAGUUUAUACACUGUCCUAGAGGAGCCGUCUAAUGCCUAUGGACUGCCAGAGUCUGAAUUUCUGAUUGUUUUGCGAGAUGUGGUGGGUGGAAUGAAUCAUCUCCGAGAGAAUGGCAUAGUGCACCGUGACAUCAAGCCAGGAAAUAUCAUGCGUGUGAUAGGGGAAGACGGCCAGUCUGUGUACAAACUCACAGAUUUCGGUGCAGCUAGAGAAUUAGAAGAUGAUGAGCAGUUUGUUUCUCUGUAUGGCACAGAAGAAUACUUGCAUCCUGAUAUGUAUGAGCGAGCCGUGCUGCGGAAAGACCAUCAGAAGAAGUAUGGAGCCACGGUCGACCUUUGGAGCAUCGGGGUAACGUUUUACCACGCAGCCACCGGGUCACUGCCGUUCAGACCGUUUGAAGGGCCACGCAGGAAUAAGGAAGUGAUGUAUAAAAUACUUACUGGAAAGCCUUCUGGCGCAAUAUCUGGAGUACAGAAAGCAGAGAAUGGCCCGAUCGACUGGAGUGGGGACAUGCCUGUGUCCUGCAGUCUUUCACGGGGUCUUCAGGUUCUGCUCACCCCUGUUCUGGCAAACAUCCUCGAGGCAGACCAGGAGAAGUGUUGGGGUUUUGACCAGUUUUUUGCAGAAACUAGUGAUAUUCUUCACCGAAUGAUAAUUCAUGUUUUUUCACUACAACAAAUGACAGCUCAUAAGAUUUAUAUUCAUAGCUAUAAUACUGCUGCUGUAUUUCAUGAACUGGUGUAUAAACAAACCAAAAUUAUUUCUUCAAAUCAAGAACUUAUCUAUGAAGGACGACGCUUAGUUCUAGAACCUGGAAGACUGGCACAGCAUUUGCCCAAAACGACUGAGGACAAUCCCAUCUUCGUAGUAAGCCAAGAGCCUCUGAGUGCUGUGGGACUGAUAUAUGAAAAAAUUUCCCUCCCUAAAGUGCAUCCCCGUUAUGAUUUAGAUGGGGAUGCCAGCAUGGCGAAGGCAAUAACAGGAGUUGUGUGUUAUGCCUGUAGAGUUACCAGUACGUUGCUGCUUUAUCAAGAAUUAAUGCGAAAGGGGAUACGAUGGUUGAUAGAAUUAGUUAAAGAUGAUUAUAAUGAAACUGUUCACAAAAAGACAGAAGUUGUGAUCACAUUGGAUUUCUGCAUCAGAAACAUUGAAAAAACUAUGAAAGUAUAUGAAAAGUUGAUAGAAAUCAACCUAGAAGCAGCAGAGUUAGGUGAAAUUUCAGACAUACACACCAAAUUGUUGAGACUUUCCAGUUCUCAGGGAACAAUAGAAACCAGUCUUCAGGAUAUCGAAAGCAAAUUAUCUCCGAGUGGCCUGCUGACAGACGCCUGGGCCCAUCAAGAAGGCACUCAUCCAAAAGACAGACACGUAGAAAAGCUACAAGUCCUGUUAAGUUGCAUCACAGAGAUUUACUAUCAGUUCAAAAAAGACAAAGCAGAACGUAGACUAGCUUAUAAUGAAGAACAAAUUCACAAAUUUGAUAAACAAAAACUGUAUUACCAUGCGACAAAAGCUAUGACCCACUUUACGGAUGAAUGUGUUAAAAAGUAUGAGGUGUUUUUGGAUAAGUCAGAAGAAUGGAUGCGAAAGAUGCUUCAUCUCAGGAAACAGUUACUAGCCCUGACGAAUCAGUGUUUUGACAUUGAAGAAGAAGUUUCAAAGUACCAAGACUACACCAGUGAGUUACAAGAAACGUUGCCUCAGAAAAUGUUUGCGGCCUCCAGUGGAAUGAAACAUGCCAUGACCCCGGUUUAUCCAUGUUCUAACACUUUAGUGGAAAUGACUCUAGGCAUGAAGAAAUUAAAAGAAGAAAUGGAAGGAGUAGUUAAGGAACUUGCUGAAAAUAAUCAUAUUUUAGAAAGGUUUGGCGCUUUAACCAUGGAUGGCGGCCUUCGCAAUGUUGACUGUCUUUAACUUUCUAAGAAGUUUGAGAAGAGUUGCAGUUUGCACAAGAAAAUAAUGUGAGGCGUUAAAUGAUUGCCUCUAUUGGUAGUCCCUUGUUUCUACAAUUCAGUAUUUGAUGGGUUGUGUAAAUAUGUACAAUAUUGUAAAUAUAUUAAAAAAUAUAUAAAUUUUUGGCUGCUGUUAAGAGUACUUUUAACAUUUAUAAUUAUCUGAGGACGUUUGCCCUCAGCAAGCACUAGAAGAAAGCCAUGUCCAACUGAUGCGUUGAGAUCCUGACCCCCUGCUCUUCUGAGGAAGGCCGACUGAGUCAGGCGUCUCUGACUGCCGACUGGAAACAUUUUUAAGUGGAACCACAACAGGCUUCCUUACAAAUCAGAAAGCCUGAGAGUUGACAGGCUUCUAAGCGGAGAGGCAGCUUCUGUGGGUGGGGACAGAACCGAACCGCUGUUGUACUGUGAUCCCAGUUUUUUUGAAAAGGAUGAAGUAGCAUUAUUUAUUCCAUCUUACAAGGUGCCCAGAUCCCAGUUAUCCUCAUAUCUGUUUACUUUCAGAUAAAUUAUCGAUCAAAAUUUUUAAAGUGAUUUAAUUAUUAAAAACUACUCACUUUUAUUUUGGCCAUAAAUGUAUAAUUGUCAUAAAAAUUUUAGGGUAAUUUCAACUGUUUUAAGCUGUAUAUUUCUUCUUUAAUUCUGCUUACUACUUCAUGAAAAAAUGUCAAUAAAUUUCUGAUUUUAAUGUAAAGACUGUACUUUUCUGCCUGUAACAGUUUGAGAAACGAAGGUUACUUUUGAAAGAAAGAAUAUGGGUGGUGAUGGUAAGUUAUUCUUGGAGUAUUGGAUGUGGAGACAGGCCUCUGUCUCUUCUGAAGUCACUGAUUCCGAGUUUGGUGGAAGUUCUUUCAUAAAUUUGUGCCAUCCCAAUUCAAAGACUUUCUCUUUGAAAAAUCUACACAGAAUUCUAGACUAACAGGUUAUGCCCAGCAAGAAACUACUUCAUCUAACAAGGGUUUGUUUUGGUUUUGGUUUCUGACUUAUGAGACUGUUGACGUGUGGUUACACACAGCCUGUGUAUCAUGAAGGUAACGUGGCCUAAAGAGUCAAUAAACUUGACUACCAUGAACAUUGGAAAACUGGAAAUGGAUUAGGAUUUUAUUUGAAAUCUCGGGUUGAUUUAUUGUCGUGGGGCAUUUUAAGUGUCUCAUGGACGCAUUAUAGAAAUAAGUGCAUGAGGGAAUGACUUAGAGAAAUAAGGUCAUCCCUGUCAGGUCUCCUGUGUCGUCUGACAGUGUGGGGCCGCGGACUCUUUAUAAACCUCUUGAUUUUAAUUUCCCAUUUGACUGUCUCACAUAUGUCCUUAAUUGUAUACUUUAAAUGUUUUUAUCAUGUUUAUGUGAACAGUAGGUAAAAUUUUACUUAAAUUCUGUGAUCAGUUAAUAUAUUUGCAGAUUUAGUUUUUAUUGCAGUGGCUCUAGAAAAGAACACCAAUAAACCCUUCUGCGGGGAUUGUCUUGUUGUAA
Equus caballus (horse) is the source of this 3861-nucleotide messenger RNA. RefSeq names its product TANK binding kinase 1 (gene TBK1). Lineage: Eukaryota; Metazoa; Chordata; Mammalia; Perissodactyla; Equidae. The record is from RefSeq and is a predicted model, not a curated record. Gene Ontology annotation, biological process: peptidyl-serine phosphorylation. Gene Ontology annotation, cellular component: cytoplasm. Gene Ontology annotation, molecular function: ATP binding; protein serine/threonine kinase activity.